GCGGCCGUAAGACAUACUAGAAAGUACGGCGCCUUUGGCUCUGGGGAGCCGUACGCACACGCAUAUAUCGCUAGCGCACGAUAUUACAUAUCACUACACUGCUGCGGCCUGUAGGAAGCGAUGCCGCGGCUCCUCCUGGUCGUCGCCGCGACGUGCUGCGCGCUGCAGCCCCACAGCGCACUACACCCAAAAGCACCGCGCCGCGCAAUAACCGUCACGGCCGCCGAACUCAUCUCCGAGACCGACGCGGAAGCCCUCGCCGACGUCGUCGCCGCAGCGCUCGAAACGGACGCUGUUAUAGACCUACGCGUCAAUAGGGGAGAAGCUGACGCCAUGUUCAAGCGCGUGAGCGGCCGCGUGGUGGAACUGAAGAACAAGCGGCUGCUCCAGCUCACCUAUAAGAGGAGAGGCGCCUGCGACCUCCAGCGCAACCACGCGUUUCAGGGCGACGACGGCGCCGAAGGUACUGAUGGCGACCUGCUGCCGCCCAAGAAAUGGUCCGCGCGCAAGGCCGUCGCGCACGCUUUGACGGGCGGCGCGCACGCGAAGGCGACGGUCGGCGCCACGCGCUACGACCUCACAAAAGGCUCUUUGACAUCUACAAGCUGCGCCCCGGCCAAGAAGACGGCUUCACAUGACCGCACUAAAAAGCGCGUCGUCAGCGACGACUUCUUGGUGGCGCUCAACGUGACGAACGCCGCGGGCAAGGCGCGGCCGGGCAUGGAAAGGAAACGCAAGCAGAUCUUGAGGUUCGCCGAGCUUUUAGAUCAUACGCUCUCCAAGACGGAUUUGUAUGCUUCCGAUUCAAUCCGUCUGGUCGACGAGGGCUGCGGCAAGGGCUACCUGACCUUCGCGGCGCACGAGUUGCUGAAGAAGAAGAGUCAGGCGGCGCUGGACGUCGUCGGCGUCGAGCGGCGGCGCGAGCUCGUCGACGCUUGUAAUUGGGCGUGUCGCGACGAUGCUGGAUUGUCGUUCAUGGCGGGCGACAUCGCACCUCAAGGAAAGGUGGACGUCGUCGUCGCGUUACAUGCGUGCGACACGGCCACGGACGACGCUUUGCAUGCCGCGGUCCUCGGCGGCGCGCGGGCGAUCGUCGCCGCGCCGUGCUGCCACAAGCAAUUAAGGCCCCAGCUCGAGCGGCACCGCAAGGGUUCUGAGGCGGAUCCCGCGCUGCAGGCGAUCCUGCAUCAUGGUAUUCUCGCGGACCGGCACGCCGAGGCGGUGACAGAUACGAUGCGGUGUUUGGCGCUGGAAUGCGUCGGCUACGAAGCUAGGAUGGUGGAAUGGGCGCCCCUCGACCACACGGCGAAGAACACGAUGCUCGUCGCGACGCGGGCGGACGCCGGGACCGACGCUGCUGAAAGGUUGCGGGCGCUCGCGGCGUUCCACGGCGUGGCGCGGCAGCGGUUGUGUGGGCUGUUGGAGCUGGAACUGCCUGGCGGUGGCGACGAGGUGCCGCCGCGGGGGCGGAUGCCUCAGGAGUAAUGUACUUGUUGUUACA
Messenger RNA from Pelagomonas calceolata, 1501 nucleotides. NCBI's taxonomy places the organism in Eukaryota, Pelagophyceae, Pelagomonadales, Pelagomonadaceae. The record is from the annotation of a GenBank genome assembly.